Molecule: messenger RNA, 1226 nt
Organism: Carassius carassius (crucian carp)
Lineage: Eukaryota; Metazoa; Chordata; Actinopteri; Cypriniformes; Cyprinidae
Gene: ca7
Product: carbonic anhydrase VII
Exons: 7
Coding region: 66-857 (263 amino acids)
Biological process (GO): regulation of intracellular pH
Cellular component (GO): cytoplasm
Molecular function (GO): carbonate dehydratase activity; zinc ion binding
Source: RefSeq, a predicted model, not a curated record
CUCACAGACAGCACACUUCUGCGCUCUUUCCAGCAUCUAAUCUUCUGUCCAGAGAAGAGGGAGCAAUGACUGGCAACCACUGGGGAUAUGGGGAGGACAACGGUCCAUCAGAAUGGUACAAAGACUAUCCCAUUGCAGAGGGUAACCGCCAAUCGCCUAUUGAUAUAGUCCCUGCAGAAGCUGUAUUUGAUGCCAGACUGUCUCCUAUCUCUCUGUCUUACAACAACUGUACCUCUGUCAGCAUAUCAAACAAUGGCCAUUCUGUUGUGGUGGAGUUCAUUGACUCAGAUGAGAGAUCAGUGAUCCGGGGAGGUCCUCUGGAAAACAUGUACAGGCUUAAACAGUUUCAUUUCCACUGGGGAUGCAAGGGGUGCAGUGGCUCUGAACACACAGUUGGUGGGAAAACCUACGCUUCUGAGCUUCAUCUGGUACAUUGGAAUGCCAUAAAGUACAAGUCCUUUGGUGAGGCAGCAGCAGCACCUGAUGGCCUGGCUGUCCUUGGCAUCUUUCUGGAAAUAGGUGAUGAGCACAGUGAUCUUCAUCAGAUAACAGAUUCAUUGUAUAUGGUUAAAUUCAAGGGAAGUGUUGCUGAUUUUAAGGGCUUUAACCCAAAGAGCCUCCUGCCGAACAGUCUGGAGUACUGGACAUACCCAGGCUCUCUCACAACUCCUCCACUGUAUGAGAGCGUCACAUGGAUUGUGCUGAAAGAACCUAUUUAUGUGUCAGAUAAGCAGAUGGGAAAGUUCCGGAUGCUGCUGUUUAACGGAGAGGAAGAAGAGGACCGAAAGCGCAUGGAGAACAACUUCCGACCACCACAGCCACUGAAAGGCAGGACAGUGCGGGCCUCUUUUAAAUAGCUUGGUUGCUUACUGGUGACCUGGACCGCCUAGACCACCAGUAAUGAUCUACUAUGUUUCAAGACUGUUCUAGGAUCACCUCAGAAGUUGAAGCAUUAAUAAUAAGGGUGUGGGGUUUGUUCAAUCAUGUCACUCUCUAUCUGUUGCUUAAAGCUUUUGGCCGAUGACCUCAAACACACUUUGACUUUGACAUUGAGCUCUUUGAAUCCGAGGCUCUACAUUUUUAGAUCCCUUCUCAUCCACCUUUAUCAGGCUUGUGCAAACAGAUCCUUGUUGCAGAUAUUUGUGCUUUCAAAGGGUCCAAGCUUGCUGUCGUCUGCUUUCUCACUGCUAUAGGAAAGGGUCAGUAAUCCAGGAUCAUGAAAUUUA